AGAGAGUGGGAGGAGGAAGAGAGAGGUGGCCGAACUCCAGAAGUUUGGAAGUUUGUCCCAUCCCAGCCUUGAACUCAGCACCACAGCUCCUCUGGUUCGAGACUGGGAGGGUGUCUGUCUCUUUCUGUCUCAACUAUUUCCUCCCUUCACUCAGGACCCCUCUCUCUGCACAUCUCUUAUCGGUGACCUUCUCACAGCUUUGCUCAGCCGCCUUCCUCUGGGAGCAAGAGGAAUUUACCAGGAGGAUAAUGACCAAAAGUUCAGCUCACAGUCAUUUUACAUAACUGAUAUCAUCUCUUCUUUUCUUCAAACACAAACCCAGUGGAGUACAAGCUACAUCAGCUCAGGGUGUCCCUUUGCUGUAUUGGUGAUAGAAGAUGAAGAGGCAUCGGUUAUUACCGCUAUGUGCCCUCCUAGGCGUCCUGUUCGCAGGACUCCUCCCUAACCUUGAGGCUCAGGAAGAUUGUGCACAGGGGUUGGGAGCUGAUAUAUACUUUCUAGUGGAUUCAUCCUGGAGUAUGGGAGUGGAGAACUUUAAGCAUAUCAGACAAUUUCUGUACAGCUUGAUACAAUCACUGCACCAGGUUGGAGGGGAGAGGUUUAAAUUUGCCCUUGUGCAGUACAAUACUAAGCCACAAACUGAGUUCCAGCUCAACAGCUACCCAACAACACAGGGAGUCCUGGCACACAUCAAGGCUAUGCCUUAUCGUGGUGGGGGAACCCAGACUGGCCUGGGCCUGGAUUUCCUGACUCGUACACACUUGACCACUGCUUCGGGCAGCCGCGCUGUUGAUGGUGUGGCCCAAGUGGUGGUUGUGCUAACAGAUGGGCGCUCCCAGGAUGACGUGGCCGAGCCAGCUCAGGUGCUGUGGCUGGCAGGCGUGGAGGUGUUUGCAGUUGGAGUUCAGGAUGCAGUUGAUUCGGAGCUCAGGGACAUGGCUAGCAAGCCCCAUGACACUCAUGUGUUCAGUGUAGACUCUUUCCUGACUUUGCGGGAUAUAAUCCAAGAUUUAGUAGUGGGGCUUUGUGACGCAGUGACCCGGUCAGGGGGUGGUCCUGUGGCAAACGAGGCCCCCGUGUCUGGAGGAGGGACAGCACAAGAUUCAGCUGACCUAGUACUCUUAAUUGAUGGAUCAGAGAACGUUGGAGCAGCAAACUUCCCCUUUGUGCGCGAUUUGGUUUUGAGAAUCAUUGAGCCCCCCCUUUGA
Perca fluviatilis (European perch) is the source of this 1208-nucleotide messenger RNA. Its product is annotated as collagen alpha-3(VI) chain-like. The transcript has 4 exons. Bases 378 to 1208 code for a protein of 276 amino acids. The record is from RefSeq and is a predicted model, not a curated record. Lineage: Eukaryota; Metazoa; Chordata; Actinopteri; Perciformes; Percidae.